AUGGACACGGUGUCGAUGGCGUCGGCGGACUUUGUGUUCCGGCCGCCGCCCGGGCUGGGGAGCAAGCGGGCGAGCGCUGCAAGCGCAGUGUUCACGCUCGUGUCGACGAUUGUGGGCGGCGGAUCGCUCUCGCUCCCGUUUGCGUUUGCUAAGCUCGGGCUUGCCGAGGCGGCUGGCCUCCUUAUUGUCAUCGCGGUGGCGUCUGAUCUCGGGGCGUCGCUGCUGGUGUCUGCGGCGAGGCGGUCUGGUGGAUGCACGUACGAGCAGGUGGCAUACAAGGCGUACGGGCGGCCUGCGCAGCUAGUGACGGUGGUGUUGCUUGUGGUGCUGACGUAUCUCUGCUGCGUGGCGUACAUCAUUCUCAUGGGCGACUUUGCGGUCCCGCUUCUGGAGGUGUACGUGGUGCGGGGCACGAACCUUUCGGGGCUGGGCCGUGCGCUAGCAAUGGGCGGGGCGAUGGUCCUUGUCUCGCCGCUCUGUUUUCUGCGUAAGCUCACAGCGCUGCGGUUCACGUCUGCGAUGUCGAUGACGUCGAUGCUCUUCCUCACGUGCGUCAUUGUGGCCAAGGCUGUGAUCCACGCGCGGAGCGUGGGCCUUGCGACGAUGUGGCGGCCGGUGGCGUACACGUCGUCGUUUGCUGACACGCUCUACGGCUUUCCGCUCAUUUCUGUGGCGUUUCUCGUCCACUUUAACGUCUUGCCUGUCCACACUGAGCUGACGGCGACGGAGCCUGCGCUGCAGCGGAUCCGCAACGUCAUCCACGUGACGGUGGGCAUUUGCUCGACGCUGUAUGUGGUCAUCGGCGUCGCCGGGUACGCCACCUUUGGUACUGCUGUUGAUGGUGACGUCCUGAAGAACUACGGGCGCGACGACCACCUGGUCAAUGCCGGGCGGUUCGCGCUCCUAGCGACGCUCCUCUGCAACUUUCCUCUCCUUUGCAUCCCGUGCCGCAUCUCGCUCGACCGGCUGGUCCUCCUCGCACGCGACGCGUGGUGCCUGCCUGCACCGCAUGGCCAGAGCAUUGCCGGCCACCUGACCCCGCCCGAGAAGCAGCCACUGCUGGCGCAACCGGACGUGAACAGCGGUGAGGGAGGCGAGCCAAGCCGGUGGGCGCUGGCUCGCGAAGAUCCUCGUGACGCGCUCAAGCUGGCGGGCACGCCCGACACCUCGCGGUGGGACGACGAGCACCCACCGAGCCCCGAGUCAGUCAUGGUCGAGCGGCUCCGCGUCGUCGAAAGGGCUGCGCGCGAUAAGUACGCCCGGCUCCGGCAGAGCAUCGAGACGGUGCUUAUCAUCGCCAGCUCACUCGCGUUUGCCAUUGCCGUCCCUUCGGUCGUCAUUGUGUGGUCGUUCAUGGGCUCGACCAUCUCCAUGCUCAUCGCUUUUGUCCUCCCUGCCCUCUACUACCUCAAGAUCCGGGCGGCGCGGUCGACCAAUCCGCGGCGUGUGGCCGCCGUCGGACUCCUCUGCUUUGGCAUGAUCAUGCUUGUGGCGUGCACGUACCAGAGUGUGCGCACCACUGUGGAGCAGGAGUCGUAGCUUGUGGGUAAAGCGUACCAGUGAACCCGAG
Messenger RNA from Thecamonas trahens ATCC 50062, 1570 nucleotides. RefSeq lists its product as uncharacterized. Gene Ontology annotation, molecular function: amino acid transmembrane transporter activity. NCBI's taxonomy places the organism in Eukaryota, Apusomonadida, Apusomonadidae. The transcript has 2 exons. The record is from RefSeq and is a predicted model, not a curated record. The coding region runs from base 1 to 1539 and encodes 512 amino acids. Gene Ontology annotation, biological process: amino acid transmembrane transport.